Molecule: messenger RNA, 1849 nt
Organism: Myotis brandtii (Brandt's bat)
Lineage: Eukaryota; Metazoa; Chordata; Mammalia; Chiroptera; Vespertilionidae
Gene: OTUD1
Product: OTU deubiquitinase 1
Exons: 1
Biological process (GO): protein deubiquitination
Molecular function (GO): cysteine-type deubiquitinase activity
Source: RefSeq, a predicted model, not a curated record
CCCCGACCGGAUGCCCGGGACGAGAAACUGGCCCUGUACCUGGCGGAGGUGGAGAGGCAGGACAAGUACCUGCGGCAGAGGAAUAAGUACCGGUUUCACAUCAUCCCCGACGGCAACUGCCUCUACCGAGCGGUCAGCAAGACCAUGUACGGGCACCAGAGCCUGCACCCGGAGCUGCGGGAGCAGACGGUGCACUACAUCGCCGACCACCUGGACCACUUCAGCCCCCUGAUCGAGGGCGACGUGGGGGAGUUCAUCAUCGCCGCCGCGCAGGACGGGGCCUGGGCCGGGUACCCGGAGCUGCUGGCCAUGGGGCAGAUGCUGAAUGUGAACAUCCACUUAACGACUGGCGGGAGGUUGGAGAGCCCCACCGUGUCCACGAUGAUUCACUACCUGGGCCCGGAGGAUGCUCGACGGCCUAGUAUUUGGCUCAGUUGGCUCAGUAAUGGACAUUAUGAUGCCGUGUUUGACCACUCCUAUCCUAACCCGGAGUAUGACAGCUGGUGCAGACAGACUCAAGUGCAAAGGAAACGCGACGAAGAACUUGCCAAAUCCAUGGCCAUCUCCCUCUCCAAAAUGUAUAUUGAACAAAAUGCAUGCUCUUGAAGUGUCUGAAAACCUACACCCUGGGAAAGUGCAUUUACAUAAUUUGUGUUUGGAGAAUUAUACGAACUCUCAUCAGGGUAAUAGCACUUUUAAAAUUAAUAGUAGAUGACUGUAGGUGUAAUGCCUUAAGCUUUUUUUUAAUUUUGAAUGUUUUCUCAGAGCUGAAGGUUGCUGGGCACCGAAACGAUGCUUCAUGAUAGCUUUGUAUGAUCCUACUGCUAUUUAUAAUUUGCUGUAUAAAGUCAGCACUACUUAAUUUGCAAGCUAAUUUCUCACAGUGUAUAUAUUUGUUCAUUCCUGGUAAUCUAUUUUCUAUAAAAAGGUAUUUUUGCACAACAUUUUAAAAAAUUGGUGUAACUUCAUCUAUGACGUGUUCCAUUUUGACAGCUUUCCGGCAUAAAUCCAGAAAAAAGUGCUUUAUAGGAAGCUUAUUUGAAUCAAGUUUGUGAUUUAGUAGUUGUUUUAUGUUGAUGAAUUUGAAUUUUACAAGUCUUAGAUACUUUUUCAAAUGGAGAUUGAUACAUUCAUGUUAUCAGAUAAUUGGCCCAUUCCAUUUUGAUGAAACAUUUGUUUUUGAAAUCAUUAUUUUUCUAGAAAUGGUCAACCUUUUAAAGAGAAAUAAUAUGUAAGGGGAGAUUGUGGGAAGAUUUUUUUUUUUUUUUUUGAGUGCCAGCUCUUAACUUGAAUGAAAGUCUGAUAUUUGCUGAUGGCAGAGUGGUUAAUUAUUCUGGUUGAUGUUUAGAGUAGAUUGGUGCUCUCAUUCGUCUUUAUUUAUAUUUGUCAUUUUGUUGUAAAAGAAUUUUAACAUGGUGUAAAACUUUGUGAUAAAGCCUCCUGCUUUAUAUAGCUUCUUGGAUUCAACUGAGAUUUGAAAACGAAUAGGAUGGAUGCCUCGAAGCAACCUUUGCAGUUAUUUUAUAGCAGGAAAGGAGACUAUUGUCUUAAUAUUCUAAAUAUUAAGUCCUUUUAAAUUCUUUCAAAAGGAAAAAUAGGAUUGCCCUGUAUUAUGUACAAAUAAAAAUGUCUGUAAACAGAGCUUGUACGGUUUGCUGGGUCAAACAAUGUUCCCAACCUAAAAUCUAUCUCAUUUCCACUUAACUACUGUUAGUCAUAUUUAUUAAGUAACGCAGUUUGUACUUUUUUAUUUUGUAACAUUUUGUGAUUUUUUUGUACAAUACUGUAUUUGUAUAAUAGAGCAAUUCUCAGCUGGGUGGAAUGAAUAAAAUGCAUAGUUUUACUUACA